AUGGAACCGCAAAAACAGCAACAAAUCCAAUCCCAAGAAACACCCGAGCAACCUCAAUUGAAAAGAUGCAAGCAGUUACUCCUGACAGUGGACGAAGUACUCGACAUGAUUCCUUCGCGUCAAAGUUUGAGGAACGUAGCCGACAGUCUCGAAGAUUACAGCCUCGACGCGUAUGUGCAACUUGACGACGAUAUGUUGGCGUUGUCAGAUUCGCAACUUGUGAUCAACAUCCGCGAUCGUAUCCAGGCUGGUCAAGCUGCCAUUCGUUCACGAUUGUAUCGGCGUAUGGCAACUUUCUUGUGCAAUGGCCGCAUCAGCGGCAUGGUCGAUCGAGUGAAUGGUUACUUUCACUUGAAUAUCGAACACUCCUGUGGGCAUAGGGCUGCACCUGCCGUCGAAAAUUACGCCGUCCCGCAAAAUGUACGUGCAUACAUCGCUGCAAAUGCCAUCGACUUGGAUGCACAACAGCUGCAUCGUAACAUUAUCCGUCAGUUUCAACAAGAAGCGACAAGAAUAACGCAGGGGCAAGUGUAUUACUGGGCGUGCCAGUCGAUCCAAGACCAAUAUACACUGCACAACAACCAGUUUAGUCCCUGA
Zychaea mexicana is the source of this 597-nucleotide messenger RNA. RefSeq lists its product as uncharacterized. NCBI's taxonomy places the organism in Eukaryota, Fungi, Mucoromycota, Mucoromycetes, Mucorales, Lichtheimiaceae. The transcript is spliced from 3 exons. The record is from RefSeq and is a predicted model, not a curated record. Bases 1 to 597 code for a protein of 198 amino acids.